Molecule: messenger RNA, 471 nt
Organism: Aspergillus melleus
Lineage: Eukaryota; Fungi; Ascomycota; Eurotiomycetes; Eurotiales; Aspergillaceae
Product: serine hydrolase domain-containing protein
Exons: 1
Coding region: 1-471 (156 amino acids)
Source: RefSeq, a predicted model, not a curated record
AUGAAGACCUACCCUCUCCUCUUCGAGCCCGGCGAGGGAUGGAUGUACGGCUCUGGCACCGACUGGGCCGGCGAGGCCAUCGCGCGGAUCAAUAACGCCACACUCGAGGAGUCCAUGCGGUCCAAUAUUUGGGACCCGUUGGGUUUGACUUCAACAACGUUCCAUCCUGAGCUUCACGAAGGUAUGAUGGAUCGCCUCGCGACAAUAUACGAGCGCACCGACGACCAUGGAUUAGAGCGCGGCGACUGGCUCUCGCGCAUCCUGGCCCUUCACGACCGCGGUAGUCACGGAAUAUGGUCGACACCCCACGACUGGACAAAGUUUGUUAGCAUGAUUCUCGCAGAUGGCGGCUCCAAUCUCUCUAAAUCCAGCGUUGAUGAGAUCUUCGCACCGCAGACAGUCGGCUCAAGUGACCUACAAGAGCUGCUGACCGGCCCGCUACGAGCCCCCUUCGAUCUACCGUCGAUAUGA